UAGCGUCUAGUAUGAAGAGUUCAGAAACUUCCCUUUUGCGGAGUCUGCAGCAGGUCAAGGGUUGCUCUGGAGGACCGCCCAUUCCAGACCCAAUCCUCCCGGUGCAGGCUGACUCCAGGUCUCUGGGAUUUUCUGGGGGUAGCCUUCCAGCCUCCCUGCAAGGCCAGUUGCUGUAAACUGAACUCAGGCCAGCUCCUGGAGACUUCACAGAAGGCCAAGGCGUUCCAGGACACACAGAGGCUGUGGCCAACUGCCCAUGGGGGCCGGCAUUGCUCCCUACUCUCAGUUGCCCUUCAGGUUCUGCGCCCUGGGGGCCUGACAGCGGCAGAAUCCAGCGGGCACCUGGUGAGGUGGCCCAGGAGCGGGUGCCCCUCCCGCAGCCUCCUCCAGGAUGUUGAUCUCCGCCUCAGCUUGGACUCUUUUUCUUUCACUUUUCUUUUAGCUGGUGUUGGGACUCCCGAGCUGGAAAGCACACAGGGAAACCGGGGAAACCCCAGCUGAUUCGCCCCUCUUACCUCGAUUGCUCACACUGGCUGCCACUUCGCACCCUGCAGCCAGAACUCGAUGGAGGAGGUGUUCUGGAUGGAUAGCUGCUGGAAGCCAAUCGCCAUAGCCAGCUCUUCAACACUUAAGCAUUUACCUGGGCAUUAAGUAAUGAAAAUUUUGAAACCAUAUAUGAGGAAUACAUCCAUCUCGUGCUACUUGUGUUUCCUUCUGAACAGUCAUUUUUUAACUGAGGCUGGCAUUCAUGUCUUCAUUUUGGGCUGUGUCAGCGUGGGCCUCCCUGAAACAGAAGCCAACUGGAAAGAUGUGAUAAGUGAUCUAAAAUACAUUGAGUCUCUUAUCCAAUCUAUUCAUAUUGAUGCUACUUUAUACACUGACAGUGACUUUCAUCCCAGUUGCAAAGUUACUGCGAUGAAUUGCUUUCUGCUGGAAUUACGGGUCAUUUUGCACGAGUACAGUAACGAGCGUCUUAAUGAAACAGUAAGAAACGUGAUCUUCCUAGCAAACAGCAGUCUGUCUUCUAACAAGAAUAUAACAGAACAUGGCUGCAAGGAGUGUGAGGAACUGGAGGAGAAAGACAUCUCGGAAUUUUUGCAGAGCUUUAUACGUAUCGUACAAAUGUUCAUCAACACGUCUUGACUGCAGUGGGUCCUCGUCAGGGUUUCGGUUAUGACCGCACCUCUGCCUGCUGUGCAGGGGCCAGUGCAGGUCUGUGUGUUGGAGAUCUGCUGGGAAAACAACGCUGUCUAAGCAGAAGCCGAGGAGCCACUUGGAUCAGAUGAACUCUCCGAGAUGACGGGAUAAAAGGAGCUCUUCUCAGACUGGUUUUUAAUUUAUUACUGCACUUGUACAUAUUUGUAAUAUAACAGAAGAUGUGGAAUAAAGUUGUUCAUAUGUUUUAUCAA
Molecule: messenger RNA, 1409 nt
Organism: Mesocricetus auratus (golden hamster)
Lineage: Eukaryota; Metazoa; Chordata; Mammalia; Rodentia; Cricetidae
Gene: Il15
Product: interleukin 15
Exons: 7
Coding region: 655-1143 (162 amino acids)
Biological process (GO): positive regulation of cytokine production; positive regulation of tyrosine phosphorylation of STAT protein; immune response
Cellular component (GO): extracellular region
Molecular function (GO): cytokine receptor binding; cytokine activity
Source: RefSeq, a predicted model, not a curated record